Messenger RNA from Striga asiatica, 1557 nucleotides. The record is from the annotation of a GenBank genome assembly. Lineage: Eukaryota; Viridiplantae; Streptophyta; Magnoliopsida; Lamiales; Orobanchaceae.
AUGGUGGAGCUAGCGUCGUCGCCGCUGCGGGUGGGCCAAAAGAAGUACACCAUGGUGGUUGAGGACGCGCCUGACCACGUUGACGACAACGAUACGUUCUCAUGGUCGACGGUGAGGCCGUACUUUCGGUGCAUGUUGCCAGAGCCGGCGCAGUUUAUGUGGCCGCCGUCGUCAACAAUUAGGCAUACGCCGACGAAUAAGGCGAGGAGGAGGCAUAUGAGACCUUUUUUAAGUGUUGCAGAAGUCGCAUUAUCAACGGCAACCGGCGAAUCGAUUUCACGAUGCUACGAAUCCAUUGUCAGCUUUGGCGAUUCGCUUGCAGAUACUGGCAAUUUCCUUCAUCUCCUGCCGGCCGACAGCCCACCGCGGUCCGCCCGCCCCCCUUACGGCCGGACUUACUUCCACCGCCCCACCGGUAGAUUUUCCGAUGGCCGCCUCGUCGUCGACUUCAUCGCUCAGAAUUUAGGACUGCCGUUAUUGCAACCGUACGUUGGGCGAGAAAACGGUGGCCGGAAUUUUAGCGAAGGAGUGAAUUUCGCGGUGGUCGGAGCUUCAGCUCUUGAUUAUGGCUUCUUUGAGGAAAUUGGGAUUUAUAUGGGCACAAAUGCGUCACUUGGGAUUCAAAUGGAAUGGUUCAAACAAUUUUUGGCCACUAUGCCUGAUGGGAAAGGAUUUCUUCAAAGGUCUUUGGUUCUUUUGGGAGAGAUUGGAGGCAACGAUUACAAUAAUCCAAUCAUACAAGGGCUAGAUUUCGAAACAAUCCGAACAUUUGUCCCACUAGUUGUCGAUUACAUUGGAUCAACACUUCAAGAACUUAUUAAGGUCGGUGCCAAGACAAUAAUAGUCCCCGGGAACUUCCCAAUCGGUUGCUUGCCUAUUUACCUAACACAGUUCAAAGAAUCGAGUGUCUCUACCGAUUACGACCCCAAAACCGGAUGCCUCAAUUGGUUAAACGAGUUCUCAAUGUACCAUAAUAAUUUGCUCAAAAAGGAAUUAAGCCGCAUUCGAGCCCUUUAUCCUCACGCGCGCAUAAUCUAUGGGGAUAAUUACAAUGCCGCGAUGCGCUUCUAUCUAUCCCCAAAAGAAUUCGGAUUUACAGAGGGAAUUUUGAGGGCUUGCUGUGGGAAAGGGGGGUCGUACAAUUUCAAUGGGUCAGCACAAUGUGGAUUGGCUCUUUCGACGUGUUGUGAGGAUCCGAGUUUGUUUGCUAGUUGGGAUGGGUUACACUUCACGGAGGCCGCGUAUAGGUGGAUUGCCCAAGGUUUGAUUGAAGGACCUUAUACGAUUCCUCAAAUAAGCACCGUUUGCCGUGCAGUAUCUUCAACCGAUGGUCGUGUUUAUGAGUAAUGAGAGAUCGUGAAGUAUGUAUUUGUGUAGAUUGCAUGUAUAAUUUGUUAAUAAAAAAUCGAAAUUCGACGUGUGUAUUGGUUUGGUUUUGUGUGGACUCUGGAUCGGCUCGUCAUCUAUAACGACCGAUAAUCUCAGAUACUGAUUAAUGUUGUUGUUCAUCGAUAUAUCACUUGAAUCAAAGUUGUUUGUGUGGACUCUUUCAAUGAA